Chaetomium globosum CBS 148.51 is the source of this 1596-nucleotide messenger RNA. RefSeq lists its product as uncharacterized. Lineage: Eukaryota; Fungi; Ascomycota; Sordariomycetes; Sordariales; Chaetomiaceae. The transcript has a single exon. The record is from RefSeq and is a predicted model, not a curated record. Bases 1 to 1596 code for a protein of 531 amino acids.
AUGGUUCCUGAAACUUCUUCCCCUCCUGUGGACCUGCGGGCCCAAGUUAUUGGUCAGUCCUCUGCAUCCCUUAUAGGCACCCCGGCCACUAACACCGCUCGUUCUGCAGAAAACUGCGAGUUCUUCAGCGGGACCUUUGCCCGUUUUUCGUUGGUCGCCGCCAAGGAGCCCCUGGGCACCUUCAGGGCCAUUGUUUUGAAAACGGAGAACGGCAUCCGAGAGGUUCUGCUAGCCGAAACGGCGCCGUCAUACUACGAGGCCCUGCAAGCUCUUCAUGUCAAGUCUGCGGAGGCAGUCCAGAACUACAUCAACACCAAUGGUUUUGCUUUGGCGUCCGGCGUCAAGAAGCAGAGCCCCAACGCCAGCCGCUAUGACGACAGCCAUGAGAGUGAUUCGUCCACCGUGACGCUGGACGACUGCGAGUCUCUCUCUGACGACGAGACCGUGUCGGUGACUUCAGUUGGCAAGACCAAGCGGAACCGCCGCAAGGCGAACAGGGCAACCAAAACGAGCUCCACGAAGCACAAGACGAGACAGGGCCGUACCAGGUCCCGCUCGCCCUCCUUUUCCACGACCCGGGCUCGUUCGCGGUCAACAUGCUCUAGCUCGUCUGACUACGAGCUCCAUUACGAUCCACCAGCGCCCCUUCCCAACCGCGCGCCCUUCCUCAACUCCUUCCCCCAGCGCAUGCCUCCCCGUCCGCCCCAGAACGCAUUCUCAGCUUUCCCCACGGGCGCUCCCCCGCCACCACCUCCGCCCCCCGGCCCUCAAGGACUCCCCCCGAACAGAUUCGCCCCGGCCACGACUAUGCCACCACCGCCUCCUCCCGCUGCCCCUCUAUUCUUCACCAACAAGCUCCCCCCUAACUCACCAAUGCCCCCGACAAUCCUGACCACCCCGCCAACACCCCCCCAAGCCAACCCCAACCACAACCACAAUAACCCCAACCCCACCUCCCCCACCCAAACCACCCAAACCACUCAAGACCUCAUCCUCCACAUCCGCUGGCGCCACCACGGCGAGCGGCGCACCGUCGAACAAGUCCCCACCCGCGGCCGCGGCAGCAUCUCAGCGCGCAGCCUGCAGCAAGCGGCCCUCGCCUGCUGCCGGCGCCAGCCGGCGUCCUUCACCUCCUUCCAGACACCCCCCGCCCCGUCGUCGGGUCAGCAGCACCAGCAGCACCAGCACCAACACGGGCCGUCUUCUGUUACGCAGUGGCGGCUGGCGGGGCUGAGUGCAGCGGUGAGGGCGGUGGUGGUGGAGGGGGUGGUGUAUGAUUUGGGGGGGUGGAGCGGGGAUGAUUUGGGGAGGGUGGUGAAGGGGUUGAGGGCCGGGGCGGGGGUUGAGGCGGGGGCUGGGGAUGGGGAGGGAGAGGGUGGGAUGUUGUUGCGGUUUGAGAUUGACGUGUGGAAUGAGGGCUGGGCGUCGCCGGGGGUAAUGCCGUGGGGUGGUGGUGGUGGUGCUAGUGGUGCUCCUGCGCCGGGUGGGUUGAUGAGUACUAGGCCUGGGAUGGGUGCGGGUUCGGGCUCGGGCUCGGGCUCGCCGCCAAGGAGUUUGUUUUCGUCGUCGGGGGCGCCAGCACAGAAUCAGGGGUAG